AUGGAUUACCCCGAGGAUCCAGAGGAACAACUCUCGGAGGACGAGAACGAAGAGGAGGAGGAGGGGGAGGAUGAAGGAAUAGAGAUAAUGGAUGAGGAGGAGGAAGAAGGCGAGGCGGAGGAAGAUAAGGAGCCUAAACUGGGCUGGGCUAACCUCCCGGACGUGUGUCUGCGGCAGGUGUUCUGGUGGCUGCGCGACCGCGACCGCAUCAAGGCGGCCCUGGUGUGUCGCCAUUGGCACCAGAUCAUGUGCUCGCCCUCCCUUUGGAGGGUUCGAACCUUCAACUUCUCCGGCCGCAUCUCCAAGACCAGCCGCACGGAGCUGGAGACGGCCGUGUGUUACGCCAAGACAUACGGCUCUUACCUGGAGGAUCUGGAGAUCCGCUUCUCCCACCCCCUGAACUCUCUGGUGUCCCGGCGCUUCCAGCAGACGCUGAGGACCUUCCUCGCCGCGCUGCGUAAAACUGGCGGCCGACUACGCCGCCUAACUGUCAACCACAUGGAGCUGGACCGCGCCGCCUGGUGCCGCAGUGUACGCAAUGCCCUGGUGCGCAGCCUCACCUUCUACCUGCGCCGCGAGGGCUCCUACCUGGGCUACCUGAGCCUGCGGGGGGCCCGCCUCAACCUGCCCCAGGGCCUGGAGGUGCUGGAGGCCGUGGCUGCAGCUCAGCAGCACAUCCACCUGGGCCGCCGGCCUGGCAUCACCCACCUCAACCUGGAGGACUUCUUCUCACAGCCGCUGGCCGUCUUCAUCAGCCCCGCCUUCCCCCAGGUCAUGUUCCGCUUCCAGGGCCUCUGCACUCUUACCCUCAACUACAGCUGUGUGUCGGACGAGCUGCUGGCGGCCCUGUCCGCGGCGUGUAGGAGCCUAGGCGGGGGAGGGUCCCUGCAGACGUUCACCAUACGAUGCCAUAUCCACGAGCCCCACAUCCAGGUGGUCUGGGGGGAUGCCUGGUCCCAUCUGGCCAAGCAUUGUCCCGACCUUCGGGUGCAGAUCACAGUGGAGCGGAUCCUCAACAUGGACAAGCUGGGGAGGAUUCUGCUCAGAGAGAUCCCGCUGCGCUCGCUCAGUCUCACCAGUUGCUACUUCAGUGAACAGGACUGGAGUGCCAAGCCUGCCCUUACCAACCUAGUGCCCUGCUACAGGAGCUGUUUACAGGUGAGGAUUGGUUGCUCUACCCGUCAAUACACAGUAGUAGUCAGUUAUGGAGCAAUGAUGGCACCUCUUAGGCUACUGGUUUGUGUGGCGAUAAAGUAUGCACAGUAUGUGCAGUAUAUCAACAGUGUUUAUUCAUGUCCCUACAUUGUCUUUUUAUAUCCAUGCAGUUCAGACACAGAUUAAACCUUGUCCUGGACUAAAAAGUACUUUCAAUGGAGAAUCUCCAUUGAGAAUGUGUUUUAGUCCAGGACCAGGUUUAAUCUAUGUCAGGGAAACCGGCCCCAAGAGACAUGACUCUAAGGGCUGGAUUCAAUCCGUAUCGCAGAAGUAUCGCGGAAAAUCUGUGUUAGAGCUCGAUUUAAAUUUAAAGGCAAUGUUCCCGCGUUCGCGGAGACUGCAUCCACAGUAAACACUGCAUAUGUCAGCUCAAUCGGAAAUGACAUUUACAUUUUCACGCGGAUCUUCCGCGAUAUGGAUUGAAUCCAGCCCGAAAUUGUCAAUAGGAUGUCAGUGGUACUCAUACUUUAACAACAUGAAUCCAUGUUGAAGUGUUGUGAAUCUGUCUCCACCUCAAUUCCUUGGUGUAGAAAUUGACCUUGGACCUGAACAACAGCCACGAGUCUGUGGACGAGGAGCUGCUGGAGGUGGUGCUGCUGUGCAGCCAGCUGGCCUACCUGAAGGUCUGGGCCUUCCUGGACAUCAGCUUCCUGGAGCGGCUGCUGCAGAAACGCCUGGAAAAGAAGACCAUCCUCAGGACCAUCAAGGUGAGCCAGAGCUCUGGGAACUAGGGCAAGGCCAUACAGGCCUACACACCUGCGUACCAACCUAUGUCCUGGCAUUGAAGAGAUUUACUAACACAAGCUCCACACAGACCCACAAUAGCCUGCUAUGUUCUCCUGCCCAGUGAACUGGGAUAUUGCAGGCAUUUUAAAGUUUGUUUGGGUCAUUAAUGAAACAGCCUUCAGCUGAGCAGUUAUCUUUGUCAGUUCUUAAAGGGGCAGGUCCCAUUUCCUUCCUUCUGCUACUUCAAAAACUACUGAUGACACCUAAUGUGUUAUACCUAGCUAUAGCAAUGUGCUUUAUUAUAUUAUGUGAGCAAUUUACUGUGUGGUUUAAAACCUGCUUGUGUUUGUGUUAGGUGCGGAUCUACACCAACAAAUAUGAGACUCAGGGUGAGGAUGAGCAGCUGGAGGAGGUGUACUCUCGCUACAGACAACUCAUCAACUCAGAGCUCCACUACUUCGCCAUUUCCUACCCCAUGCUCUGA
Messenger RNA from Coregonus sp. 'balchen', 2425 nucleotides. The record is from the annotation of a GenBank genome assembly. Lineage: Eukaryota; Metazoa; Chordata; Actinopteri; Salmoniformes; Salmonidae.